AUGUAUAUAUAUAUCUUUGCCUUUUUUUUAUCUCUUUAUGUUGUUUGCUCGUACCGCCCGUCGAGUGUAAGUGACAGACCCAACAGGUUAAUCCAUUGCUUCAUGUCAGCCAAAGCUCCUCCAAAGACGCUCCACCAGGUGCGGAACGUGGCGUACAUCUUUGCCGCAUGGGCAGGCCUCCAAAGGGGGUUCGCAGAGAAGUCUGCCAAUGAUAAGCUGUGGUUGGAGCAUCAGCGACGGGUACGUCAAGAGAAGGUGGAGCGACAGCAUGCAGCACAUGCUCUUGAGGACUUGAAUAAUAAUGGGGAGCUGGAGAGGGCCAUUCCCGCCAUCGUGCCCAAGGAGCUUCAGGGGCUUGUUAAGGCGCUUAAACAGUAG
Trypanosoma rangeli is the source of this 378-nucleotide messenger RNA. Its product is annotated as protein G4. NCBI's taxonomy places the organism in Eukaryota, Euglenozoa, Kinetoplastea, Trypanosomatida, Trypanosomatidae. The record is from RefSeq and is a predicted model, not a curated record. The transcript has a single exon. The coding region runs from base 1 to 378 and encodes 125 amino acids.